Messenger RNA from Nelumbo nucifera (sacred lotus), 1288 nucleotides. Its product is annotated as DHBP synthase RibB-like alpha/beta domain-containing protein. NCBI's taxonomy places the organism in Eukaryota, Viridiplantae, Streptophyta, Magnoliopsida, Proteales, Nelumbonaceae. The record is from RefSeq and is a predicted model, not a curated record. Gene Ontology annotation, cellular component: cytoplasm. Gene Ontology annotation, biological process: regulation of translational fidelity. Gene Ontology annotation, molecular function: double-stranded RNA binding; tRNA binding; nucleotidyltransferase activity.
AGCCCAACCCAAUCUGCGCCUGAUUGCCCGCGUGGUAUGAAAAGCCAGCGGCGGGAGAAAAAACGGAUGGUCUUAGGAGUUGGGGUCUAUUUUAUUUGAUUGAUGAGUUUUUUUUUUUUUUUUUGAGCAUUCGGAAAAGGCGAUAUGAAUUUUCCUGCAAAAGUUGCACAAAGGUUGCCGCCCACCCUCUUUCAGAGGUGCUCUUUAGAAAUCUGUAUGCCCAAGUUGGGAUUUUUCUCUUUUUUUCACCAAAAUAGGAAAUUGGGAGGCGCUUUCGUAAAGAAAAUGGCUUGUGAAGGAAAGAGAAACGAUGUAGCUUUAGAAGUUAAGACUGGGGUGGUCCUUACAGCAGAGGAGGUUCACACUGAAGAUGCAAUUGAAGCAAUCAGAUCUGGAAAAGUCAUUGCAGUGCCUACAGAUACACUUUAUGGGUUUGCCUGUGAUGCGUGUUCUACAGAAGCAGUAAAUAGAAUUUAUGAGAUCAAAGGGCGUAAAUACACAAGCCCUCUAGCAAUAUGUGUUGGAGAUGUAUCAGACAUAAAGCGCUUUGCUGUCACAGACCAUUUGCCUCAUGAGUUGCUUGAUAAUCUUCUUCCAGGACCUGUCACUGUUGUGUUAAUGCGAGGGGAGUCUAGUAUCCUUGAGAAGUCCUUGAACCCAGGAUUGGAUAGUAUAGGAGUCAGAGUUCCUGAUUCCAACUUUAUUCGGGCCAUUGCCUGUGGUUCUGGAAGUGCUCUAGCUCUUACAAGUGCAAAUUUAAGUGGGCAGUCUAGUAGUAUCUGCAUCAAAGAUUUUGAGAACCUUUGGGAGCAUUGUGCAUAUGUGUAUGAUGGGGGCAUGCUUCCUUCAGGACGUGCUGGAUCAACAGUUGUGGACCUCACAAAGCAAGGGAAGUACAAGAUCCUCAGACCUGGAAGUGCCUUGGAAGAGACUGUAGCAAUCCUCAAGAGAUUUUCCCUGGAAGAAGGAACGUCUACUUGAAGUAGGUUGGCAAUACAUUCAUCUUAUAUACAGGAUAAAGGUUUUUCAGACAGAUUCCUGACAUGGUAACUGAAGAGUUGGUACAUAUUCCAUCUGGGACUGGGGAAAUUAUAGCUAUGUCUAAGGAAUUAUUUUUUAUUUAGCUAGAAGAAGCAGAAUGAAUCUAGAGGAACUUGACUAGUAGAUUAUUUUUUCUCCUUUACAUUUUUGUUCUUUCUUCCAGGUGGCUAAACUUAGUUUAUAUACAUUGAUUUGCAUUUUGCAUCCACCUAAUGAUAAACUAAAAAGCCGGAUGGCAUAGAAUGCA